AUGGACAACACUACCACGAGACUCGAGUCAGAGAAGGUUAACGGCGGUGCCUUGGGGGAAUCAGUAUUGCCAGAAGACGAUAAUACGAUGUCUGGUUCAGCUACAGACAACGACGUCGCCGUGGAGAGGAUGGAAAAUGGGGGCAUCACCCCUAAGGAGAAGGCGCUCGCGUCCGACCCGGAGGCGUCGGAUUGGGAGCAAGACCCCGAGAACCCGUACAACUGGCCGUCGGCCAAGAAGUGGCAGCAAGUUGCCAUGUGUGCUUCUUUUGGCUUCUUGGGGUCGAUAGGAACCUCGAUCAUAUCGCCCGCGACGACCCAGCUCCAGGAAGAGUUCGGCGUCGGCGUCACACAGUCCCUCGUCCCGCUGUCGCUGUACGUCUUCGCCCUCGCCCUAGGCCCCGUGCUCGGCGGGCCCCUGUCCGAGACGGUCGGCCGGCACUCCACCUACACGGUCCUGGGCACGCUCGGCUCCCUCUUCACGCUGGGCUGCGGGCUCGUCCACGGCUUUGCCGGGCUCUGCGUGCUGCGCUUUCUGGCUGGGUUCUGUUAUGCGCCGUCCCUGGCCGUGUCGCCUGGCGUGCUUAGCGAUGUGUUUAAGCCCAAGGAGAGGGGUCUGCCGUCGGCAUUGUUUAUACUGACGCCUUUCCUUGGCCCCGGUGUGGCCCCCUUGAUUGGUGCUUUCGUUGUGAACAGGAAAGGGUGGCGAUGGACCCAAUGGACGAUGCUGUUCUUCUACAUAGAAGCCAUGUUCGUAAGCGUCGUCUGGGGUCGUGAAACCUACGCGCCAGUCCUACGGCGCAGAAAGGCAAAGAAGCUCAAAAUUCCACUGCCCCCGUCCCCAUCAGUCUGGGCCCAGGCCAAGGUCUUCGUCACCGUCGCCCUGAUCCGACCUCUCCACAUGCUCUUCACAGAGCCCAUCGUCGCCUUCGUCUGCCUCUACGUCGCCUGCGAGUUCGCCACCCUCUUCUGCUUCUUCGCCUCGGUCCCCUUCGUCUUCGGGAGGAUAUACCACUUCGCGCCCGAGGAGGUCGGGCUCGUGUACAUCAGCAUCAUCGUCGGCUGCCUCAUCGGCUUCGUCACUAUCGUCGUCUGCGACGUGUGCUUCUACAGGCCGCAGGUGGCCCGCCAUCCGCCGCACCAGGUCCCGCCCGAGUAUCGCCUCUUCCCGGCCAUGAUAGGCAGCGUGCUGGCUCCCGUGGGGAUCUUCUGGUUCGGCUGGACCGCGAGGCCUGGAGUCUCGUGGGCGAGCCCUGCGGUCGCGAUCAUGCCUUUUGCGUGGGGUAAUAUCUGCCUGUUUGUGUCGACCACGCAGUACCUCGUGGACACUUUCCACGGGACCACGGUGGCCAGUGCCAUGAGCGCGAGCAGUCUUGCCAGGUACGGGCUGGCCGGUGCCUUCCCUCUGUUUACGAUACAGAUUUCGCUCGAUUACAGAUUAAGAGAGAUCCUGGUGGAAGUGAAGGCCCCACUGGUCUAA
Molecule: messenger RNA, 1479 nt
Organism: Diaporthe citri
Lineage: Eukaryota; Fungi; Ascomycota; Sordariomycetes; Diaporthales; Diaporthaceae
Exons: 4
Coding region: 1-1479 (492 amino acids)
Biological process (GO): spermidine transport; spermine transport; transmembrane transport
Molecular function (GO): spermidine transmembrane transporter activity; spermine transmembrane transporter activity
Source: RefSeq, a predicted model, not a curated record